UAAAAGUAUGCGGCCUUUACCAAUGUAGAUUCUUAAAGAUAAUUAAUUAACACUCUCAAUGUUAUGAACACUCCGAAGUAAUAAGCAGGCAAGGCAGGAUUCAUAGAUAUGGCAGAUUCCACGACGCAGGGAGCCACGAAAAUUACGCGAAAGGCUAUGGCUGGGACGAGGCAACCUGCGCGGAAGAACGGACAAGAGAAGGAUUCUCGAAAGAAUACUCAUGAGAGAAAGCCUCCAACCCCGCGAUCUUCAACCUAUCUGAUAUCAUGGCUAGAUCCCCUUCCCUGCUCAUAUAUGAGUCUGACCCCAUUAUGCAAUAGCGCUGCGUGCGUAACCGCAUUUGUGGUAUGGAUGCUCCACGGUAGGGCCCAAGAUGCCGUGCGGGAGGGUUGUCGAGAGGACACGGAAUACUUGAGAUGAAAGGUCCUACCCCUCCGGGUUCACGCCCUUGAUCUCGAACAUCGACUCGUUAUGUUGUAGUCUGGUCUCGGUGAUAGUCGGCACACGGUCCUCAACGUAGCUUCGGAUGGUGUCUCGGCAUCCGACGCAGCAAACGUAAUGGAUUGUCAUGUUGUGGUUUAUUGCUGUUCAG
Molecule: messenger RNA, 592 nt
Organism: Aspergillus alliaceus
Lineage: Eukaryota; Fungi; Ascomycota; Eurotiomycetes; Eurotiales; Aspergillaceae
Exons: 2
Source: RefSeq, a predicted model, not a curated record